Mus caroli (Ryukyu mouse) is the source of this 3300-nucleotide messenger RNA. The record is from RefSeq and is a predicted model, not a curated record. NCBI's taxonomy places the organism in Eukaryota, Metazoa, Chordata, Mammalia, Rodentia, Muridae.
UUCUUCAGUUAAAAGUUACCUAACUUUUCAGCCACAGUCUUUUCCUAAAAGCACAAUUUGUCAAGUUUGCUCCAGGAGAGGAAAAUAAGGUACUUCAAUUUAGCAGUGUUGAAGACUUCAAAUCUUGUCCUGAUAGUGAAAAGAAAAGGAAAAUGGAAUUUAACUCUGGCAAGUUUGAAGAAACACAAUCUGAUUUCCAGACCCUUGCUGCUGAAAUCCUCAAGCCUGGAAAUUCUUACAUACUUAAAACAGCUAACAGGAUAUAUGGGGAGAAAACAUAUCCAUUUCAUAAUAAAUAUUUGGAGGACAUGAAAACGUACUUUGGUGCAGACCCACAGUCUGUUAACUUUGUUGAAUCUUCUGGACAGAUCAGGAAGGAGAUCAACUCCUGGGUUGGAAGCCAGACUGGGGGUAAAAUUCCAAAUCUCCUCCCAGAUGACUCAGUCGACACCAAGACUAAAAUGGUUCUGGUGAAUGCCCUUUAUUUUAAAGGAACCUGGGAGCAUCAGUUCUCAGUGAAAAACACCACCGAAAGGCCUUUCAGAGUAAACAAGACCACAAGCAAACCAGUGCAAAUGAUGUCAAUGAAACAGAGUCUUCAAGUCUUCCACAUUGAGGAGCUGCAAACCAUAGGCCUUCAACUCCACUAUCAGAACCGUGACCUCAGCCUGCUUCUACUGCUUCCAGAAGAAAUGGAUGGCUUGGAACAGCUGGAGAGAGCCAUCACUUAUGAGAAACUAGAUAAGUGGACCAGUGCAGACAUGAUGGACACAUACGAAGUGCAGCUGUACCUCCCCAAGUUCAAGAUGGAGGAGAGUUAUGACCUCAAGUCAGCCCUGAGAGGUAUGGGGAUGACCGACGUUUUCAGCCAGAGUAAAGCUGAUUUCUCAAACAUGACUUCAGAGAGAAAUCUAUUUUUGUCCAAUGUUUUCCAUAAGACUUUUCUGGAAAUAAAUGAAGAAGGUACAGAAGCUGCAGCUGGCACUGGAAGUGAAAUCAGUGUUCGAAUUAAGGCACCUUCCAUUGAAUUAAAUGUAGAUCAUCCAUUUCUAUUUUUCAUCAGGCACAACAAAACCAAAAGCAUUCUUUUUUGUGGAAGAUUCUGCUCCCCCUAAACUCUGCAUCUCUCAUUUAAUGAAAACAUCUUAUAGUAUAAAACAAACAAACACACAAAAACCCAUAUUAUGAGACGGAAAAUGGAAAAUCAGACAUCACAAAAUCAGCCCAUAGCCUAUACACAUUUCAUGCUUGUAUAUUAAUAAAUGAACCUUCAGAGAAUGUGUUCUUGUGAUCCUGUCAUGUUUAUCUGUUUGUUUGUUUACAUAUUUAUUUAUUUAUUACCAUUGUGCACACCAUUUUGUUUUAGGGUGAAUUUUAUUUAUGUUGCAAAAGUGAUGCUUGUAAAUACCAGAGCUUAUGUACUGACCCAGGAUCUCCAGAUGUGGUUGAUGACAAUGAAAACCAGGCCAUGUUGGUGGUGUCUCAGCAAGACUGAGGUGGAAGCAAAUUUAUCAAAAGCAAUCACACUUUUUAUAUCCUUAUCAGAAACUGAAUACAAUAGUGAUUUCCAGUAAGAAUACAAUUGUAGUUGCCUGGAUACAAUAAUUUUUACAAGCUAUAUGGGUACACCAGAUUAAUGUCUAAGACUAAUUGUUCUUCCAAACUUCUAUAUACUUUGCUGAUUUUUAGGGAAUGCAGAGAUAUCUGAUGUUGGGGAGGUGGGUUUGGGAUGCCUGAGGGAGUGCCUCAGUUCUCAGGAACUGAAAGGUAUAUAGUGGCCCUGAGAAACCUGUGACACAUACCUCUUAAGGCUGCUGGACCAGGCCAUCUUCAUGACUCCUUGCAGUCCCCUAUUUUUUGUUUGUUUGUUUAUUUGUUUGUUUUUUAAUUUUAAGGCAUGAAAGUCAUUCUUCAAAACGAAUAUGGAGUAGGAAAUCAAUCUCAAUAGUCAAUCUCAAGGCAAUAAUGGUUCCCAAUACAAUCAAUAACAAAAUUCCCAGAGACAAUCCUAGGGACUACAAUUUAGAAGUCCAAAAAAUGAAGACCAAAACCCUUUUAUAGAAUUUUCAUGGGAUUAGAGGAGGAUAAUUCAUCCAACUUUGAAUUUAUAUUUUUAUCCGUAUAUAUAAAUUUAAAUAAAUUUAUUUGUAUUUAUGUCAUUCUAUUUUUUUUUAUUCAAGGCCUGAACAGCAAUACUCAAAUUGUCAUGUGACCAGCUUUAUCUGGAAAACAGUAUGUUCUGAAUUGGGGGCACCCAAAAAUUUAGAAUAAUUAACAUAAAUAGUAAAGCUCUUCUCUUCCCAGCUAACAAAGUAAAAUGCAGGAAGACCAGGAACAUGAACCCAACAUGUCUCAGCAGUAACAGGCACAUUCACCAGGGACAGUAUAUCAAGAAACAAAUUCUACAGCCACAGAGUUUUGUUGAGAUUUCACCAACUUUGAGUCCUCGAUCACUAGUUUCUUUGAGUCAUUGUUGGGAUGCAGACUCUAUUCUUGGCUCUAAGACUCUGACUCCAUGUUAUUUUCUUUUUCUUCCGGUGAAGGCUUUGCAAACUCUUUGGAGGCUCCUUGUCCAUCUCAAAGAUGAUUCUCAUGUCGGAUCAGUCCUUUGUCUUUCUCAGGUCUGAUCAGUCCUUCAUGUAUCCACAACCAUUUCUCAGGACCUUGAGGAUAAAACUCAAACAUAACCUUAGCUCUAGUGAUCUUGACCAUUCCACUGGCCAGAUAUCUUUCUAUGAUCUUGAAUUGCUUUGGAGGGCCCCCCAAACGAUUGGGUAUCAGUAAGACCAUCCUUACCCAAAUCUUACCAUUUUAAAAUAUAAAUAGAAAGUAAGUUAUUGUGAGGAAUUGCCUUACCUUUAUUUUUGAAUAAUGUUUAGGUUGCAGUUUAGCUCUUUUCACAAAAGAUUGGCCCUGAGGGGUCUGUGGAAUUCCUGUAGUGUAGCUUACAACAUUUUGUUGGCAAAAUCCCUGAAAACCCUGGCAGUAUUUGUAGUUGAAUGCCAGUUUUUAAUUCUUAACAGGGGGUUAACAUAGUAAAAGCCUUGAGUAAAAAGGUGAUAGACCUUUAUCUGUCUUUCCUGACAGGGGAACAGCAAAAAUGAGCAAUGAGUAGGUGUCCCCAAUGACACGAAUAUAUUGUAACUUCCCAAAACUGGUGACAUUAGUAACAUUCAUGUGCCAAUACAAUUUGGAAAUAAUCUUUGGGGAGUUACAGUGUAAAAGGGAAAAGCAAUGAUAUUAAUUUUUAUGCAUGAAUGACACUCCUUAAUUACCAAACAAAACUGCUCCUUUGUUAGU